CAAAAAGUGAACCACGUGACUAUACAACUUGCCAUGUUUGUUUACAUUUAGCAGAUCGUCAUUUUUACUAUUGGAGCUUUUUAUACAUUUAAAGAAAGAAGUAUUACGUUAACAUCAGGAUAAGACAUAGACAAUGUUGCAUCUGAUCACUGAGAUAGGAAAACCCGGGAGAACAGAGCGAGAGAAAAAGCACUUUCCAGAUCUUCAUAAUGUUCCCGGAGAAAGGCCAAGGCAAAUACCAAGGGGUAGAGUGUAUAUACCUCAUGGUACAUCUUCUAAGGAUGAUACAGAUUGGCAACCCCAUGCUCAGAUGUUACAACCAAGACCCAGUGCCUUGCAAAGCGAUGGGCCAAUCUCUUUUACCUUUACGCUGGUACGCUUAGAAGUCAGGUAUACAGAAGCCGGGCCUGACUGGAACUCAAAACUUCGGUACUUAGAACCAAAUCACAGCGACGAUUACCCUGCAGAGCCUAUCUUUCCUGAAAAUUGGAAGUCCCUGAGACCAAACGCAGAAAGAUGGCGUACAGGUAGAGAUGAGUGGGUAUUUUAUGACAAUGGAUACAAUAGAGGGCGCCGUUGUAUAAUAAAUAAUGAACAUAAAAGCAGUAAUGAAUCCAACAGAGAAAUAACACAUACUGAACUUUUUGGGUGCAAUAGAAAAUUUCCAAAUGUGAUGACAAAACGUGGUGCUAUUUGGAGAGCGGCGCCGGGAGACAAGAGUUAUCAAGUUUCAGAAUAUUCUCCCAGUUUUCAUAAAAUUGGCAGUACUAGACCAGUGGUGAACUUUGGGGGAGAACCAUCAGACAAGCCUGAUACGUUUGUUCCACUGCAGAAUAUAUCAUACGGAAGAAGGGAAACGUUUAGCCAGAAAGAGAAACGAGAAAGAUAUGAGAAUGAAAUCACUCGUGUGAGGGACCUUGACCAUUGGCAGCCAGCGACACCUUUAUCAGAAACUGUAACAAAGGUGGAGAAAGAAAAAUAGAUGUCUCAGGGUCACAGUUUGUCACGGUGAAGAACCAACUUAUGUCACGGUAGAAACAACCGUUCGAUGUAAUAAUAUAUGCCACAAUUUCAAGAGCUAGAAGAAUACUAGAAUUAUUUACACAAGUAUUAUUCAAUAAAUUUUAUUUUUAUAAGAAAAUUA
This is a messenger RNA of Owenia fusiformis, 1144 nucleotides long. The record is from the annotation of a GenBank genome assembly. Lineage: Eukaryota; Metazoa; Annelida; Polychaeta; Sabellida; Oweniidae.